AUCGCUUGCUAUUAUCAGGAAGCUCUAAAAAGCAAUAAUUUCCUAUUUACAAGUGGAGCAGGCAGGACUAAAAAACUGACAACAGUGAAAUUGUGAUUGCUAUCUAGGCAUUUUUAUUUAUGUUUAUUACUUUAUAGUUUAUUUGAAAGGUAUUCACGGGUACUGCCACCAAUAAUAAUAUGGAUGGUGCAGACACAGUAACUGGGGGAAAUCAAGAGUCAAGAGAAAUUGAUGUGGAGUCAACGUGGAGUUCAAAGAUAUGUGAUUACUGCAGAAGGAAACUGCGUAGACUUUUACCAGCGAAUUAUAAAGAAGAGAUUGUAGAGCUGUUGAAACUGACUGGACCUGUGUUAAUAUCUCAGCUGAUGAUCUUUCUGAUCAGUUUCGUAAGUACUGUGUUCUGUGGACACUUGGGAAAAACUGAACUGGAUGCUGUUGCUCUUGCCACUGCUGUUAUUAAUGUGACCGGGAUCUCUAUUGGUUGUGGUUUGGCAUCUGCAUGUGAUACACUAAUCUCGCAGACGUUUGGCAGUAAUAAUCUGAAGCGGGUUGGUGUUAUACUACAGAGAGGGAUUCUCAUCCUCCUGUUGGCCUGUUUUCCCUGCUGGGCUUUGUUCAUAAAUACAGAGCCAAUACUGCUGGCUGUCAAACAAAGUCCAAGAGUGGCCAGUCUGUCACAACGCUAUGUAAAUAUAUUCAUACCUGCUCUGCCUGCCUCGUUUAUGUAUCAGUUGCAGGGAAUGUAUCUUCAGAAUCAGGGUAUUAUUUGGCCUCAGGUGAUCACAGGAGCAGUUGGGAAUGUCAUCAACGCUCUCAUAAACUACAUCUUCCUUUAUCAGCUUGAUCUUGGUGUAACAGGAUCAGCUGCAGCAAACACAAUAUCACAGUAUUCAUUAGCUGUGUUUCUACACAUCUACAUCCGCUGGAGAGGUCUGCAUAAAGCCACGUGGGACGGUUGGUCUCGUGAUUGUCUACAGGAAUGGGGGGCUUUUCUUUGCCUGGCCCUUCCCAGCAUGCUCAUGAUGUGUGUAAAGUGGUGGACCUAUGAGAUUGGUGGAUUUCUGGCAGGACUUAUCAGUGAGGCUGAGCUGGGAGCCCAGUCUAUUGUCUAUGAAUUGGCCAGCAUCACAUACAUGUUUCCUUCGGGGUUUGCAGUGGCCGCCAAUGUGAGAGUUGGAAAUGCACUCGGAGCUGGAAACACAGAUCGAGCCAAACUUUCAGCAAAACUUUCUUUAGUCUGUGGAUUUCUUGUUUCCUGUGUGAUUGCGGCUGUUAUUGGAGCUACCAGUAAUAUUGUAGGAUACAUCUUUAGCACAGAAAGGGACAUUGUGCUCAGAGUUUCACAGGUCAUGGUUAUGUAUGGCUUUGUUCAUCUAUUCGAUUCCAUUUCGGCUAUAACAGGUGGAAUUGUCAAAGGUACUGGAAAGCAACUGAUUGGUGCUCUGUGUAACAUUGCUGGAUAUUAUUUGGUUGGACUACCAAUAGGAGUCUCACUUAUGUUUGGUGUCAACAUGGGAAUUAUUGGUCUGUGGGUUGGGCUUUUUGUAUCCGUUUUCCUGCAAUCUUUAUUUUUUAUCAUCCUCAUUUGGAAAAUGGACUGGAAGAAAGCAACUCAAGAGGCUUUGGUCAGAGCAGGUGUACAUGAUCCUAAAAUCAAAAAUGAAUGUUACGCGAUGAAAAGCAGGGGCUUCACAGAAGAAGUAUCACAGGUGCCACAGCCCACUGAAGAACAUGAAGCAGAUAUAAACACAGAUCUGGAAGCUGUUAGUAAAGAAGGAGGACUAGAGGUUGUUGCAUUGGUCACAGUUGGAGAGGUCUUAACCACAAAACAGCUGGUGGUCCGUCGAGGACUUUCUGUUUUCUUUAUGCUACUUGCACUCAUAGGAGGGAUUGUGUUGAAUAAGGUCUUGACUACAUAAAUGAUGCUUUUUAAAUUAUGCAAUUUUAAAUAAACCUAAUUUUUAAAUAAACCCAAUUUGAAAUAAACCCAUUUACUUGGUUCGUGUGAUACUGCGGCGAGGGAUUCUCAUCCUCCUGUUGGCCUUCUGUUCAUAAACACAGAGUUCUUGCUACUGGCGGUCAAACAGAGUCCAAGAGUGCCCAAACAUCUCGCUUUAUCAUUAAGUUUAGUAAUUGGGCAGGCUUUCAGAAAAGGGCAUUUGAUUACAAAAAAAGCCUUGCCAAAGGGGCACUUUGGUCACACAGGGGUGAAGGGGCAUGUGUUCAGGCACCCUCCACCCCCCUCCCUGCACGUGCCUGCUUAUUACUGUUACUGUUACUCAUAACAAUUUAAAUACAAUUUGCCACCUUCAUGGACAUCAGGGAUUAUGACAACUGCAUGUUUAUUAAAAUGCUUUUCGACCCUCAUAAACAGAGUCGUUCGUAAAUGCUGCAGACCCUGUGUUUGAGAACUCAUGGGUUGCGCUGCAGUAGUCAAACGUAAACAGAAUCUUAACGGCAUUGUCGUGACAGUGCAUCAUUUAAAAAGUUAUUUUAUUUUGUUAAAUGGAGGUUUAAUGGGGGUGUUGCCCAAAAUAGUAAACAUGGUGCAACCUAAACGUUAUUGUUUUUAAUCCUAAUGGUGAAAAUGGUCUGUUUUAUAUUUGUUUGAUUAUUGUUGUGUAUGAAUAUUUUGUAGUUUUUUAAUGUUUUGUUUCAAUUUUAAUUAGCUUAUUUUGAAGUCAUUUUAAACGUCAUAUAUGUUGUAAUGGAUUGAAAAGCCAAUGUGAUGUGCGGAAUGUAGUGGUCAGACAUAAUUUUUU
Paramisgurnus dabryanus is the source of this 2762-nucleotide messenger RNA. RefSeq names its product multidrug and toxin extrusion protein 1-like. Gene Ontology annotation, cellular component: membrane. Gene Ontology annotation, molecular function: antiporter activity; xenobiotic transmembrane transporter activity. Gene Ontology annotation, biological process: xenobiotic detoxification by transmembrane export across the plasma membrane. Lineage: Eukaryota; Metazoa; Chordata; Actinopteri; Cypriniformes; Cobitidae. The record is from RefSeq and is a predicted model, not a curated record.